Messenger RNA from Cyanistes caeruleus (blue tit), 1817 nucleotides. The record is from RefSeq and is a predicted model, not a curated record. NCBI's taxonomy places the organism in Eukaryota, Metazoa, Chordata, Aves, Passeriformes, Paridae.
UGUAUUUGACGUGGGAUGACUGAGUGGUUUCUGUUCCCCCAGGCUGAGGCUGAAGUGGCUUCCCUCAACCGCCGUAUCCAGCUGGUAGAGGAGGAGCUGGACCGUGCCCAGGAGCGUCUGGCCACUGCCCUGCAGAAGCUGGAGGAAGCUGAGAAGGCGGCUGAUGAGAGCGAGAGAGGCAUGAAGGUCAUUGAAAACAGGGCCAUGAAAGAUGAAGAGAAGAUGGAACUCCAGGAAAUGCAGCUGAAGGAGGCGAAGCACAUAGCAGAGGAGGCUGACCGCAAAUAUGAGGAGGUUGCCCGCAAGCUGGUUGUCCUUGAGGGAGAGCUGGAGCGCUCAGAGGAGAGGGCAGAGGUGGCAGAGAGCCGAGUGAGACAGUUGGAAGAAGAGCUGCGGACCAUGGACCAGUCUCUCAAAUCCCUCAUUGCCUCAGAGGAAGAGUAUUCCACCAAGGAGGAUAAGUAUGAGGAGGAAAUCAAGCUUCUAGGGGAAAAGCUGAAGGAGGCUGAGACCCGAGCGGAGUUUGCAGAGAGGUCUGUGGCGAAGCUGGAGAAAACCAUUGAUGACCUAGAAGAGCGCUCUCAGCGGGAGGCCGAGAAAAACCGUGUUCUCACUAACGAGCUGCGGGUCAUCCUUACUGAACUUAACAACUGAGCUGCCCAGAGCUCCUGGCCCCGGCCCAGCCUCCCUGCCCCAUUUUGGCCAGGCUGGCUCUGGGCUGGGAGCCCCUCCCUACCUAGGGUGAGGCAGGGUGUGAAGCCUUGCCUUAUCCUCAUAGGGAUAACUACCCUGCUUGGGCAGGACAGGGAGCCCCUCUGGAGUUGAUCAGUCUUGUGAGAGAAAUAUGAAGGGUUUUUUGAUGUCCUGGGAUUCCCACAUAGUGAUGGCUGUCCUCUGGCAUCAUCCUGGCUCUGCUGGGGAGGGAUGCAGAGGUUUGUAUUGCUGCCUUUCUCCCCUUGUCCCAGGAGUCACUGGGCAGCCUCUUCUUCCUCACUCUGGUCACUCCAAACUGUGCAGGGAGGAUCCCCUUAGAAAGAGGUCCUUGGAGGGUGUUGGGAAGGCUGAGGAAGAAGCUGGGGAUCCAGCAGCACCUGCUGCCCCGAACUUGGGACAGGGAAGAGGCUAGCAGGGCACACUGCAAGAUGGGGCUGGGUGGACAGCAGUCUUGUUCCAUCCCCAUCUCUGGGGGAAGUAGGAUGCCAUUUUGAAGUGCACACCAGAGGGAGGCUGCCUUGGCAGCAGGCUGCCUGGCAGAGCUUAUCCUUGUAGCCUUGUUAGCUCUGCUCCUUAUCUCUCUGUUGUCCUCUGCCCACUCUCCUGGGCUGUUAAUGGGCUGUUUUCUCACUCCUUUUCUUCAUGGAGCACUGCUGGGUCAUGCAGCAGGCACUGGUUCUCCGCUUCUGCUGGCCAAGGUUUUGUGCACGUGCCCACAGCUGGCCAGUGGUGAUGCCCCAGUGCCUGGCCAAAUAAUGGUACUCACCAGCGGCACCUAAGCUGCAGAGUGCUCAGCCAUGGGCAGUGGGGUAUCCUGGGAAGAUGGAAAUGCUGAAGAGUGGUAACUGCCUGUGCCAGUGACCAGCCUGACUGGCCUGGCUUCCCUGGCAGGUCCCAGGGUGGCUGGACUCAUCCCUGCCAGAAGUGGGGCUACUUGUGGGGACUACACUCCACAGGGGACGCCCCGUUUGACUGGAGGCCAUUGCUGUACUGAAAUGUCCAUCUGUGUGUGUGUGUCUGUGCUUGGUGUGGUGUGUGUGGGUCCUGCUGCACCUGGGUACAUUUGGGUUGUGUCUGUGUGUGUGGCUGGGUGUCCCUUGUGU